This is a messenger RNA of Eutrema salsugineum, 803 nucleotides long. RefSeq names its product agamous-like MADS-box protein AGL66. The coding region runs from base 1 to 714 and encodes 237 amino acids. The transcript has 10 exons. The record is from RefSeq and is a predicted model, not a curated record. NCBI's taxonomy places the organism in Eukaryota, Viridiplantae, Streptophyta, Magnoliopsida, Brassicales, Brassicaceae. Gene Ontology annotation, biological process: regulation of transcription by RNA polymerase II. Gene Ontology annotation, molecular function: RNA polymerase II cis-regulatory region sequence-specific DNA binding; DNA-binding transcription factor activity, RNA polymerase II-specific; protein dimerization activity.
AUGGGUCGGGCUAAGUUGGAGCUAAAGCGGAUAGAGAAGAGCACGAACCGACAAAUUACGUUCUCAAAACGUAAAAAGGGUCUAAUAAAAAAAGCUUACGAAUUGUCAACACUUUGCGAUAUUGAUAUUGCUCUCCUCAUGUUCUCCCCCUCCGAUCGCCUCUGUCUCUUUUCCGGUCAAACAAGGAUUGAGGACGUUUUCGCGAGGUACAUCAAUCUUCCUGAUCAAGAAAGAGAGAACGCUAUAGUUCUGCCCGAUCAAAGUAAACGCCUAGGCAUCCAAAACAAAGAGGAUUUGUUAAGGACUCUUGAACAACUAAAAACUGAGGACGACAUGGCCCUCCAAAUCAACGAACCUCGCCCUAAAGCUAUUCACUCCGAUGUCGAGGAACUUGAGCAAGAAGUUUGUAGAUUACAACAGCAGCUUCGGAUUUCAGAGGAGGAACUAAGGAAAUUCGAACCAGAUCCAGUGAGGUUUACAUCUGUAGAGGAGGUCGAAGCAUGUGAAACUCAUCUACUCAAUACUCUGACACGUGUCGUACAGAGAAGGAAACAUUUGUUGAACAAGUCCUGCGACGUCGUCGAGAGCUGGAGGCCUGAUGCUGAACCCAAAUUAGCCCAUAUCAUAACUAAUUCAGCCCAUCAAACCAAUUGGCUAAGUUAUGAUCUGCUGUUCCAAGGGAGUGAUUCAAGUCCAAACCAACAUUCAAAAUGAUGUUUGUUGAGUGAAUCGCAACGUGUAAAAUUCUACUCUUGCGAUGCAUGUUGUUGACAACAAUAAAACGGCCAGGGUCUAAACUUAAA